AUGAAAUAUUUAUUAAAAAGAAAAAAUAUAAAAUUGAUAACCUGCAAUAACUUUUAUAAAUUAUGUUGUUUUUACUGUUCUAAUGAAAAAAAAAUAUCUAAUAUUUUUGAGAAUACAAAAUUAACCACAAAAAAUUACUUGAUUCAGCAUGAAAAUGAUAUAAUAAAUAUUUUACAAUAUUCAUUAAGAAAUAAAAAUGAAAUUACAGCACAAAGCAUAGUUCUAUUACUUAAAUCGUGUAGUAAAAAUAAAUAUAUAAAUCAUAAAGUUGCAAACUUAAUAGUUAAGCAUAUCAAGUAUAACAUUGAAAAUUUUUCAAUAAUUAAAUUGUGUAUAUGUUUAAAUUAUAUAGUCAAUUUAAAUAUAAAAAAUGAAGAGAGCUUUAAUUAUUUAGUAACUAACUCUUUAAUUAAAAAAUUGAAAAAUGAUGAAGACUUAGAUCUAUAUGGUGUAUGUAUGAUAACUAAAUUUUUAAUUAAUGAAAAAAUAAAAAAUGAAGAAUUACUUUAUUUCUUAUUAAACUUAACUAAAAAUAGGUUAGAUAAAAAUUCUAAUCACUAUGAUAUAUAUAAUUUGAUAAUCUCAUUUUUAAAUAUGCAAAAUAGUGUUUUAAAUAAUAAUAAUAAUAUUUGCAGUAAGGAAGUUAGUAAUAAUCUUUUUAAUAAAAGCAUUGUAUAUACUGAAUUUCUCAAUAAAGAUUCAAUAAAUGGUGUAGUUAAUAAUAGUAAUUUGAAAAGUAUUAAUAAUGAUUACAUUAAAAAUAAUUAUAAAAAUAAUUACAGAAAUGUAGCUAAAUUAAAUGAAGAAGUUAUUCAUAAAUUAUUAUUUUACUAUAUAAAGUUAGAAAAUAUAAAAAACGAAGAAAUUAUUUUAAUUGUAAAUAAUUUAACUAAUGUAAAAAAAGGUUAUUUUUUUUAUGAAAUGAAUUUGAAUAAAAAUGAAAGAACUUUAUUGUAUGAAAUAUAUUUAAACAAAUUAAAUUAUAAAGAAAAAUUUGGAGGUAAGAUAUUGGCUCUUUUGUUAUUUAAUUUACAAAAAAUUUUCAGGUUAAAUGAAAUAUCAGAAGAAAAAUUUUACAACAUUUUAGAAAAUAUUAAUAAUGAUUUUAGAUUUGUUGCAUUAUGUACUAAAGAGACUACACAGAAAGAGUUGGAAAAACAGAAAAGAGAGUUAGAACAAAAAGAAAAUGUUAAUAAUAAUUUUUUAAAGCAAAAUGAAAAUGAAAAAAGAAUAAAAAGUGUACAAAUAAAUGAAGGAAAAAAUAAUCAUAGAGAAAACUUUGUAGAAACUUGUAACAAAAUUAACACUAAUUACACAAAUAAAAUAAGAAUGUAUUUUAGUAUCCAAGAAAUUGGCAUGGUAUUUCAAUUUUAUGAUUUUUUGCAAAGUUACGAAAGAGAAAAAAAAAAAAUGAAAAAUUUUCUUCAAGACUUUAAAAAUAAGACUGAAAAGGACAACAUUUUAAAUAAAAAAAAUAAUCUAAAUGAUUUUAAAUUAAUAAAUAAAUCAAAAAAAUUACAGAAUAAUUAUAAAUCAGUGGUAGUAGAUACUGAAAGGAUUUCAAAUAAAAAUUAUUGUGGCAUUUUUGAAGUAUAUAUAAAUAUCUUAAAAAAGAGUUUAUUUUUUUAUUCUCUACAUAAUAGAAAAGAGAAAAUGAAUAUACUCGAUUUUUGUACUGUAUUCAAAGGAUUUUCUAAAAUAUAUAAAAAUAGCUACUUAGAUAAAUACAUACUUUUAUUUUUUCUAAAAUUCAUAAUUUUAAAUCAAAACAAAAUAAAAAUUAAUGAAUUAAAAAUUAUAUUUAAAUUAAUUUUUGAAAAGAAAAAUGAAGAUUUUUUUGAAAUAGUUUAUAAUACAAAAAAUGUUUUUAGUUGUUUGCAGAAUAUUUUAAUUAAAAAUUUGUUGAGUGAAAAAAGAACAAAAAAUGAAAAUAUAGUAUCAUUUAUAAUGUGCUUUUAUUAUUUAUCAUUUUUAAAUUUUAAUAGUAAUACAUAUUUUAUAUUAAAUAAUUUCAUUUUAAAAAAUAUAAGAAAUAGUAAUGUAAAUGCUCUUAUCCCAUAUAUUAUUAUAAGCAAAUUUAACUAUUAUAAAUUAAGAAAAAAAUUAUCUAAAGAAAGUAUAAAAGUUGAACCAAUAAGAAAUUAUAAAAAUAUUAAUUCUAAAUGCAUUUUAAAUGAUUUACAAAGAAAAAGAAAUAUAAAUGAUGAAGAAAGUAACAAUGAAACAGUAUAUAACGUUAUAGAAAAAAAUAUAGAAAAUAAUGAAGAGAAAAAUAAUAAAAAGGAAGCUUCAUUAGAAUUUAAAGAUAAUUUAGAUGAUAUUAAUAGAAUACCUAUUUUGUACAAGUUAAUAAACAGAAAUUUUAAUAAUUAUAAAACAUAUUAUGUGUUGAAUUGUGUAUACAUGCUCAUCAAAUUUUUAAAAGAGAAAAAUACUUUUCUUUUUUUUUCGAAUUGUAAUUUUCCUGAUUUAUUUGAAAAACUGCACAAUAAAUUAAGUAACCAAACUUUAAUUUGUAAAAAUUAUGACUAUUUUAUUAAUUAUGCCAAAUAUAACUAUUGCAUAUCUUUUUUUAAUUAUUAUAUAAACUUAAAUAAUUUAUUAGAAAAAUUACAGUUCAACAUGAAGUUUCCUUAUAAUUUUUACACACCAUUUAAUACAUAUAUGUUAGCUCAUUUUUUAAUGGAUUAUAAGAAUCAUUUAAUGAAUAACAGUUUUCAUUUAGAUAAAAACUCACACAAUUACAUAGAUAAUAAAUCAUUUAAAAGAAUAAUGAAUGAAAAAAUGAUAGUCUUUCAUAAUUUUAUGAAGCAUAUAAAUUCUUACAACUUUUUAAAUAUACAUGAUAUAAUAAAUAUGAUAAAAACAAUAAAAUUUUUUUCUUCUAAACUAAGUCAUAGUAACUUUAUAAUAUUGCAUAAUUUGACAAUAAAUUUGGAAUUUUAUAAAUACACAAAAAUAAGUACUAUUUUUGAAUUAUUAAUUGAAUAUAUAAAAUUUAUGUAUUACUUAGAGUUAGAAAAUCAAAAGACAUUUGAAAAAUGCAAUUACUUAAUAGUUAAUGUUUUUAUAUUUCUGUUCAGAAUAGUUUUUAAAAAUAUAUUAAGAAAUUUGGAAAACAAUUAUAUUGGUAUGUUAUAUUUAUCUUUUCUCUACAUAUUUUAUUUUAUUCAAAAGUCAAAUUAUAUUUUUCAUGCUUUAUCAUUAAAUAACUUGAAUCAAAUAAAUUACUAUAUUAACCUAAAAUAUAUGACCUUAGAUAAGUACGAACAAACAUAUUCUUUUCAAUUACAUAUUUUAGAAGUUCUAAAAGGAAUUGUAAAAAAUAAAAGAAUGAUAAUAAAUGAAUACAACAUAUAUGAUACCCCUUAUACCGUUGAUAUUCUUAUUAAAUAA
Messenger RNA from Plasmodium relictum, 3396 nucleotides. RefSeq names its product mitochondrial rpoD precursor, putative. Bases 1 to 3396 code for a protein of 1131 amino acids. NCBI's taxonomy places the organism in Eukaryota, Apicomplexa, Aconoidasida, Haemosporida, Plasmodiidae. The record is from RefSeq and is a predicted model, not a curated record. The transcript is spliced from 2 exons.